Molecule: messenger RNA, 951 nt
Organism: Suncus etruscus (white-toothed pygmy shrew)
Lineage: Eukaryota; Metazoa; Chordata; Mammalia; Eulipotyphla; Soricidae
Gene: DIO3
Product: iodothyronine deiodinase 3
Exons: 1
Molecular function (GO): thyroxine 5'-deiodinase activity
Source: RefSeq, a predicted model, not a curated record
AUGCCUCGACAGGCCGCGCGGCGCUCGGUGUGGCAAGAAGGCAGCGGGACCCCGGGGGUCCCGGGGGCGGCCGUCACCAUGCUGCGCUCGCUGCUGCUCCACUGCGUGCGGCUCUGCGCCCAGACGGCCUCGUGCCUCGUGUUCUUCCCGCGCUUCCUGGGCACGGCCUGCUUGCUCUGGCUCCUCGACUUCCUGUGCAUCCGCAAGCACUUCCUGGGCCGCGGUGGGCAACCCGAGCCCGACGCCGAGCUGCGGGGCGGCGACGGCGAGGAGAUGGCCCCCGACGACCCCCCACUCUGCGUGUCCGACGACAACCGUCUGUGCACGCUGGCGUCGCUCAAGGCCGUGUGGCACGGCCAGAUGCUCGAUUUCUUCAAGCAGGCGCAUGAGGGCGGCCCGGCACCCAACUCCGAGGUGGUCCAACCCGACGGCUUCCUGAGCCAGCGCAUCCUCGACUACGCGCGCGGGAGCCGCCCACUGGUGCUCAAUUUCGGCAGUUGCACCUGACCGCCGUUCAUGGCGCGCAUGAGCGCCUUCCAGCGCCUGGUCACCCGCUACCAGCGCGACGUCGACUUUCUGAUCAUCUACAUCGAGGAAGCGCACCCGUCCGACGGCUGGGUCACGACCGACUCGCCGUACAGCAUCCCGCAGCACCGCAGCCUGGAGGAGCGCGUGAGCGCAGCGCGCGUGCUGCAGCAGGGAGCGCCGAGCUGCGCACUCGUCCUGGACACCAUGGCCAACGCCAGCAGCUCGGCCUACGGCGCCUACUUUGAGCGCCUCUACGUCAUCCAGAACGGCACCAUCGUGUACCAGGGCGGCCGCGGGCCUGACGGCUACCAGGUGUCCGAACUGCGCUCCUGGCUGGAGCGCUACGACACGCAGCUGCGGGCGGCUCAACGCCCCGGGGUAUAAGCGUCUAAGAUAGCCCCUGAGGUUGGCGGGGCCAUGUUU